Molecule: messenger RNA, 6678 nt
Organism: Acanthopagrus latus (yellowfin seabream)
Lineage: Eukaryota; Metazoa; Chordata; Actinopteri; Spariformes; Sparidae
Gene: rasgrf2a
Product: Ras protein-specific guanine nucleotide-releasing factor 2a
Exons: 29
Coding region: 1106-5065 (1319 amino acids)
Biological process (GO): positive regulation of GTPase activity; Ras protein signal transduction
Cellular component (GO): plasma membrane
Molecular function (GO): protein binding; guanyl-nucleotide exchange factor activity
Source: RefSeq, a predicted model, not a curated record
GAAGCGAAGCGGCAGAUUUACAGAAAUAGAAACUUCUGCUUUCGUCGGCUGUGGCUGCUGGAGGUACUGAGGUCUCUGAAGUACUUGUACUGUACUCGAGUAUUUCAUUACUUCAUUACGUCAUGACUUUAUCCCACCUGAUGAGAAGGUGUUGGAGGUGUUUAAAGGGUCACUCCACUAAUUCUACGUGUUGAACUGUGAGGCUGAGGGCGUCUGAGGGAUUUGAGUCACUGAUUGAUUGUUGUACCGAUCAAACAAUUAACAGAUUAAUGGAGCAGAUUAGUGACAGAUGAACUGGUGAUGAAGAUAAUCAAUUACUGCACUGACUUAUCACUUAGACACCGCGUCUUUAUUGAUCUUGUAUUGAUUAUCUGACCGUCCAAACUAAAAUAAGACGAAUGAUUUUGUAAAGACGAGUUUGUUUUAAGACGGAUUUUCUGUGAGGUGGAGGUGAGCAGACUGACGCACACCUGGACAGCUGUGAUUGGACCGUGAUCCACUUUUGGCCCCUUCGCGCGCUCGUGCGCACCUGCAUAGGGCGUUCCUAGCAGGCUCGGCACGGCACGGCACGGCACGGCACGGCGCGUCAGUGCGCGUCAGUGCGCGGCGCAGCGGGCUGCAGCGACCUGUCUCUUUAAGUUGGUGUCAAAGCCGAUUACCGCUGAUCUCCGUCGUGAUUCUGUUUUCACCGUCUGUUCUCUCGGUCUAUUUUUGUUGUGCGCCGCUGACGGGAUGAGACGCGCUCUCGAUUUUUAAACGUGGGGGGGAAGAAAGAAAACGCGGGUCGGUGCGUCGUCGCCAAAGUUUGGAGCAUGGAGACUCUGCUCGGUCGGACCAGCCCGUGUUGAAGCCCCGGUCCCCGGCGCGGUGUGGUCGGUGCGGGUGAUGCGCGCUGCGCCGCGGACGCUCCAACUUGGUCCGACCAUGGUAAGCCCGGAUUACUCCUCCUGCACACGGUGACCGCGCUCCCCCUCUGCUGCGCUCCCGCUAAAAAUAACGGCAGUGACAGACGGUGAUGUGAUGUGACGCCCCGGGCUGCGGGUUCAACUUGGCACCGACAUUAAAAAAAACAAAAAAAACAAAAGAGAAUCCGGGUGAACGGAAGAUGCAGAAGGGCGUGCGGUACAACGAGGGCCACGCGCUGUACCUGUCGGUGGUGGCGCGUAAAGAGGGCGCCAAGCGCGGCUUUCUGAGCAAGAAGACCACGGAGAACAGCCGCUGGACCGAGAAGUACUUCGCGCUCUACCAGAACGUGCUCUUCUACUUCGAGAACGACCAGAGCACGAGGCCCUCCGGGAUCUACCUGCUGGAGGGAUGCACGUGCGAGCGGGCACCGGCGCCCAAGGUGUCCGCCAUCAGCAAGGAGCCCAUGGAGAAACAGCAGCACUACUUCCUGGUCAUUUUUGGCCACGAUGGACAGAAACCUCUGGAGCUGCGGACGGAGGAGGAGACGGACUGCAACGAGUGGGUGGAGUUCAUCCAGCAGGCCAGCUACUCUGACAUCAUCAUCGAGCGUGAGAUCCUGAUGCAGAAGUACAUCCACCUGGUCCAGAUCAUGGAGACCGAGAAGGUCGCGGCCAAUCAGCUCCGCACUCAGCUGGAGGACCAGGACACCGAGAUCGAGAGGCUCAAAGCCGAGAUUGUAGUGUUGAACAAAACCAAGGAGAGGAUGCAGCCGAGCCAGAGCAACCAGGAGGAGGAGGACCCGGACAUUAAGAAGAUCAAGAAGGUGCAGAGCUUCAUGCGUGGCUGGCUCUGCCGCAGGAAGUGGAAGAUCAUCGUCCAGGACUACAUCUGCUCCCCUCACGCUGAGAGCAUGAGGAAGAGGAACCAGAUCGUCUUCAACAUGGUGGAGGCGGAGACGGAGUACGUCCACCAGCUCUCCAUCCUGGUGAACUGCUUCCUGCGGCCGCUCCGCAUGGCCGCCAGCUCCAAGAAGCCUCCCAUCAGCCACGAUGACGUCAGCAGCAUAUUCCUCAACAGUGAGACCAUCAUGUUCCUGCACGAGAUCUUCCAUCAAGGUCUUAAAGCUCGGAUCGCGAACUGGCCCACGCUGGUUCUGGCCGACCUGUUCGACAUCCUGCUGCCGAUGCUGAACAUCUACCAGGAGUUUGUGAGGAACCAUCAGUACAGCCUGCAGGUUCUGGCCAACUGCAAACAGAACCGAGACUUCGACAAGCUGCUCAAACAGUACGAGUCCAACGCUGCCUGCGAGGGCCGCAUGCUGGAGACGUUCCUCACCUACCCCAUGUUCCAGAUUCCUCGAUACAUCAUCACCCUUCACGAGCUGCUGGCACACACGCCUCACGAGCACGUGGAGCGAAAGAGUCUGGAAUUCGCCAAAUCCAAACUGGAGGAGCUGUCGAAGAUGAUGCACGAUGAAGUGAGCGACACCGAGAACAUCAGGAAGAAUCUGGCCAUCGAGCGGAUGAUCGUGGAGGGCUGCGACAUCCUGUUAGACACGAGCCAGACCUUCGUCAGACAAGGCUCGCUGAUCCAGCUGCCGUCCAGCAGCGAGCGGGGCAUGCUCAGUAAGGUCCGGCUGGGCUCGCUCUCGCUGAGGAAGGAAGGAGAGCGCCAGUGUUUCCUGUUCACCAAACACUUCCUCAUCUGCACGCGAACAUCUGGAGGGAAGCUUCACCUGCUCAAGCAAGGAGGAACGCUGUCUCUGAUAGAGUGCACUCUGAUUGAAGAGCUGGACGCCAGCGAUGAGGACUACAACGCAGCAGGUCAAGGCUUCAACCAUCUGGAGUUUAAAAUCGUGGUGGAGCCUCCCGACGGUCAGUCGUUCUCCGUCGUCCUGCUGGCUCCGUCUCGCCAGGAGAAGGCGGCGUGGACGAGCGACAUCAGCCAGUGCAUCGAUAACAUCCGGUGUAACGGCCUGAUGACCAGCGUGUUCGAGGAGAACUCCAAAGUUUCUGUUCCGCACAUGAUAAAGUCCGACGCCCGGCUGCACAAAGACGACGUCGACAUCUGCUUCAGCAAGACGCUCAACUCCUGCAAGGUCCCGCAGAUCCGCUACGCCAGCGUGGAGCGGCUGCUGGAGCGCCUGACGGACCUGCGGUUCCUCUCCAUCGACUUCCUCAACACCUUCCUCCACACGUACCGGAUCUUCACCACCGCCGCCGUCGUCAUCGACAAGCUGGCCGACAUCUACAAGAAGCCGUUCACCUCCAUCCCCGUCAGGAUCGAGCAACAUUCAUGUGACCGUCUGUCCAUCAUGUCCCUCUGUCCUGACUACAGUCUGAAGAUCACACAGCUCGCACUGGACCAGUCCAAGUCUCUGGAGCUCUUCUUCGCCACCAACCAGGGCUCGUGGGCGACCGACCCGCUGAACAACAAAUCCCCGAGGCUGUGCCGCAAGUUCUCCUCUCCUCCUCCUCUCUCCAUCCCCCCUCGCACCUCCUCCCCCGUCCACAGUCGUAAGCUGUCCCUCAGCUCCCCGGUCAGCGGGAAAGUGGGAGCCCUGGACCUGUCCGCCACCCCCUCCUCCUCCGCGGCCAACUCCCCCACCUCCAGCUACUGCCCCUCCAUCUCCUCGCCUCCUCCCGGCUCAACCAGGCCUCCCUCCGGCUUCUCCUCGCCUCCGCCCACCGCCACGCGCUCCCCAAGCCUCCCCCAGGCCUCUGGGAUGUCCUCGCCGCCCCCCAUCUGCACCAAGGCCCCUCUGGACCUGAGCCGCGGUCCCAGCUCCCCAGAGCUGAGCCCAGCUGCAGGGGAGGAUGUCAGCGGAGAGCUGCCUCGCCUCGACGCCUUCUGUGGGAAGCUGAGGCGCAGCAUCCGCAGGGCCGUCCUGGAGUCAGUUUCCCUGGACAAGUUCAUCCCUGAAGCACCGGCCAGCAGCGAGCCGGGCGACUUGUCUCCCUGCCGCUCGCCGUCGACGCCGAGGCAUCUCCGCUACAGACAGACAGGAGUCACAUCAGGGGAGAACUCUCGCUGCACGAUGUCGCCAGCGUCCGCGUUCGCCAUCGCCACCGCCGCCGCCGGACACAGCAGCUCCCAGGGGUUUAGUAACUCUGAGAAAACCUGCGACAAAGAGUUCAUCAUCCGGAGAGCUGCGACCAACAGAGUCCUGAACGUGCUGCGACACUGGGUCUCCAAACACUCCCAGGACUUCGACAUGAACGGCGAGCUGAAGAUGGGCGUGAUCGGACUCCUGGAGGAAGUUCUGCGGGAUCCGGACCUGCUGCCACAGGAGAGGAAAGCAACUUCCAACAUAUUAAGUGCACUUUCUCAAGAAGAACAAGACGACGCUCAGCUGAGGAUCGAGGACAUUUUACAGAUGAAGAGCUGCCCGCUGCUUCACUUCAUCGUGGCGGAGAGUCCGAAGGCCGAGUGUUUCGAGUCUCUGUCGGCGAUGGAGCUGGCCGAACAGAUCACGCUGCUGGACCACAUCGUGUUCAGGAGCAUUCCCUACGAGGAGUUCCUCGGUCAGGGCUGGAUGAAGGUGGACAAGUCGGAGAGGACGCCGUACAUCAUGAAGACCAGCCAGCACUUCAACGACAUGAGUAACCUGGUGGCGUCUCAGAUAAUGACCCACACCGACGUGGGCUCCAGAGCCAGCUCCAUAGAAAAGUGGCUGGCAGUGGCCGACAUCUGUCGCUGCCUCAACAACUACAACGGCGUGCUGGAGAUCACCUCCGCCCUGAACCGCAGCGCCAUCUACAGGCUGAAGAAGACGUGGGCCAAAGUCUGCAAACAGACGAAGGCGCUGAUGGACCGGCUGCAGAAGACGGUGUCAUCAGAGGGGAGGUUCAAGAACCUCAGAGAGACGCUGAAAAACUGCAACCCUCCGUGUGUCCCGUACCUCGGCAUGUACCUCACCGACCUGGCUUUCAUCGAGGAGGGAACGCCCAACUUCACGGAGGAGGGCCUCGUCAACUUCUCCAAGAUGAGGAUGAUUUCUCACAUCAUCCGGGAGAUUCGCCAGUUCCAGCAAGCACCUUACAGGAUAGAGCACCAACCCAAGGUGACUCAGUUCCUCCUGGAUAAGACCCUGGUGAUGGAUGAAGACACCCUCUACGAGCUCUCGUUAAAGAUCGAACCUCGAGUACCUCCUGGCUGAUUCACUGCACAACUUUAAACUCAAAACACGCGUUCACACAUUCGCCGUCUUACAGUACCAGUCAUGAAUUAACACAACGCCGCCGGUAUUUGUGCUUAGGAAACUCAGGAGACAACGUGCCUUGAAUGAACAUCUGAUGUGUGUGUGUGUGUGUGUGUGUGUGUGUGUUUAGUGACCAGAAUGAAGUGUAUAACCAACACGACUCUGCCAUACGAUUGAACAGUAAUGACUGUAGAAAACAACCAUGUUAGCUACUGAACAUGGCACUGGGAAAGUUACCUGCUGCUGCUAUCACACUGUAAAUACCAAUCGAUCUGCCUCUGUAGUCUUUCACGUGAAAAUCUCCAGUUUUACAUUAUUUGUACGAUCAUUAACUUGCACCAGUUUUCUUUUGGUGGCUGUGGAGCAGCGGGACAAAACGGGUUUGUUCUCCCUAACAUGUGCAUCGGUACUGGCCCAAAAAACAUCCAGUGUGGUUCUGAUAAACAGGCUGUACGUCACCUGAUCAGCACAACAUGACGGAGAUAAAACAGAACAACAGGAGAGUAGCUGGUGAUCAUAACAUUUAGCACGAGGAAGAAGAAUUGGUGGGGGAGACCAAACACGGAGCUAAAAGAGACUCAAAGUCGGUCGCUUCCUUUGAAUCUGACGAUGUUUAAACUCGCAAAUGUACACAAUGAAAAUCUGAGAUGGUAAAUAAAUCAGUUUGGUGUUUACAGCUUGUUCUCAGUCACCAAAAAAAUCUAUAAUCUAUUAUUUAACGGCUCUCACUCAAAAGUGAAAAAAAUAAUAUUUUCAAGCUGCUUCUUUUGUAAUUGAUCGUGUGAGACGUUUGAGGGUCUUUAAACCAGAUUUUCAAUUAAAGACGUCUGUGACACACAAUCACAGGGGAAGUGAAAUAUAUCACAGUCGAUACUUCAUGUUUCUGCAUGUUAGAGCAAAAUAAAACAACGUUGUGAGUUUACACACAUUCCUAAUCUGAAGCUGUAUUCAUGGUUAAAAUCUGAAUUAUUAUUUUCUUCCAUCGUUUGCUUGACAAUCAAAAAGAGUUUUCAUUACAAAUCGCGUGUUUUCAGUUUUGUAAUAUUCGUUUUAUAUAUAAUUUAAAUCUGAUUUCUGCUCUUUUUAAACAGAUUUGGCCUGAAAAGUUUCUCAAAUGGUACAAACCCCUACAGAUACAUUUAAUUUACAUAUUAUUAUUAUUAUUAUUAUUAUUAUUAUUAUUAUUAUUAUUAGUUCCUCGUCAAUGUGAUUAUUUUAUCAUGGUUAUAUUUUAAACCUUGUUGACUGUAUUAGAAUAAUAGUAAUAUAUAUAUUUGCACUAUUGAUUUGUAAAGAAUGUCAAUAGACUCUAAACUUCUUAGCAUGAAUUCAGCAUGACGUCCGUCAGAUUAUUGUUUCCCUUGUGAGUUUUUAUUAGCUUCACUUUCUUUUGGCACAUUCCUGACGUCAGGACUCGCGUCAGUGCGUUUAGUAUAUAAAAACCCUCGCUUUCUUACAUUCCUGUAUUCUCUGAAAUUCCGAGUUUUGCUGUUGUAUUUUUCCAUGAAUUUCUCUGUGUAAUGUACAGAUAUUUACACACAAUAAAAGCAAAAAAUGUGACUUAUAAUGUA